Molecule: messenger RNA, 1445 nt
Organism: Syngnathus typhle (broad-nosed pipefish)
Lineage: Eukaryota; Metazoa; Chordata; Actinopteri; Syngnathiformes; Syngnathidae
Gene: adm2b
Product: adrenomedullin 2b
Exons: 2
Coding region: 30-485 (151 amino acids)
Biological process (GO): positive regulation of heart rate; adenylate cyclase-activating G protein-coupled receptor signaling pathway; regulation of systemic arterial blood pressure
Cellular component (GO): extracellular region
Molecular function (GO): hormone activity
Source: RefSeq, a predicted model, not a curated record
AGCGGCUCUUGCGACUCCGUUGCACCGUCAUGUGCGCGCUGCUGCAGGCGUGGACGUGCCUGGUUUUCGGUCUACUGCCACUGGAAAUCCAGACUCGAGCGGUGUUCAACCAUAACCUCCAGAGUGCCAGACACAGAUCCUCCAAACACAUGACAUCUCCUUCCAUGAUGCCGCCCACGCCUGAUUAUGCCCCGGCCCUCGACGACGCCAUCGCUCUGGCAGAGAGACGUUUUGUCUGGCCGGUCUUUAUAACAAAGAAGCCGCCAUCUAAGUGGUUUGAAGUGUGGCCGGGCGCACCGGGACGGUCCCGAGGGCGUCGCCACACCUACGCCCGGAGGACCCGCGGGCAGCUGAUGAGGGCAGGCUGCGUCCUGGGCACCUGUCAGGUGCAGAACCUCAGCCAUCGCCUCUACCAGCUGAUUGGACGCAGCGGCAGGGAAGACUCCUCCCCCAUCAAUCCUCGGAGUCCUCACAGCUACGGCUGACAUUAUUUCCGAUACAUUUCGCAUUAGUAUUGUUAAACCAUUUUACACGCAGUACAUUUAACCACUUUUAGGAAAUGCUAUUUAAGUUAUUUAUGAAAACAUUCAAACGAGCAUAACUCAUUUUGUUAAUUAAUUGUAAAUAAUAAAACCAGUUUAUUGAGUUUUAACCCCAUUUACAAAUGGCAUAGCCCACUUGUUUAUUUUAAAAUAUCAAACAAGGCCCUUGAGCACAAACGUUUUUAAAGAUAACAACAGGUGGCGCUGUCUUUCUUCACCCCUGUUGGUGGCAGCAAUGUUCACUUUACUAUCCAUUUUCCCCACAUUGCUGGAAAGUGUACUUUUUGGUGUUAAUGUACAAUACAGUACUUUCUGUAAAAUUAUAACUGUAGGAAGAACUUUGGUUGCUUUUAAAGAACUUGAACUAUAACUAACCAUGACAAGUGCCACAUGGCAAGCUUUUUCCAUCGUCCCCAUUUGAAGCCAACUGCAUCAUAAUUCUUUCUUGCCCCAUGUGACAACAAACUAAAUAACAAGGAUCAAAAUGGUUUAUUUUGCUUGGAGGAGGUAACGCUUACUUUUGACAUUAUCCUUUGAUCCUACUGUUAAUAAAUAAGUGCCUCAAGAGGAGACCAAAGGACAACCCGACCACAAAAAAAAAAACACAAACGGCCAAAAGAACAACUCGUGCACUUUCAACCAAUCCAAAGAGCAUUUUAGAUGGAAAGGCAAUUUAUCCAUGCAAUCUACAUUCUUCACAGCUAGUGUAAGGAAGCCUGAACGGACUGAUUUUCCUGGCCUUAACAUUAUAUGCCUUUGAUAUUAUUUUUUCUUCUUUUUUUUAAUUAUGCAAUGUAGCCUGCACAAGUUACGAGAGAUGUUUACCUGAAGUGAACUGUGUUGGGAGAGGGGGUGAGGGGGAGGGACAGCUGGCAUUGUGCAAUAAAACGCCAGUAAACCCCC